GUUCUUGGUCCGAGAGGUGGUAUGCAGAUCUUUGUGAAGACCCUGACAGGCAAAACAAUCACCCUUGAAGUGGAGCCCAGUGACACAAUCGAGAAUGUCAAGGCCAAGAUUCAGGAUAAGGAGGGCAUCCCACCUGAUCAGCAGCAUUUGAUCUUUGCAGGGAAGCAACUGGAAGAUGGUCGCACCCUGUCAGACUACAACAUCCAGAAAGAAUCUACUCUGCACUUGGUGCUGUGUCUGAGGGGGGGCAAUUGUUAAACUGUUGCAAUUGGCUUUUUUCUGUGCGUAAUGUUCUUGCCUUUAGCUUAAAUUUUUGAUUAGUGUCUUCCCAUGUCAUUCAAAAUAAAAUUGUUGCAAGCUUAUUGUAUAGUCACAUGUUCUUUGAAUCUUCAGAUAAUUAACAGAUAGAAGUGAGAUUGUAGUAAACUAACAAAACUUGUUUUGUUAGGUCUGUUUUGUAUGCCUUAAUGCAGCCAUAAUUGAGUUAAGAUUACAGUGGGAAGGUUGUAAACAAGUGCACUGUUUGAUGCCCAAUGCUCAAAGAUUUGAAGUGUUGCAAAUGACUGACUAGUUUUUCUAUCAUUACAGUAGUAAGUCUGAUGGAUGUAAAUGUUUCAGAUUACAGAUUCAGAGCAUGCAUUAGUUGGCUAGAAGCAAAUGAAGUUCAGACAAUCCUGUGAAAUAUUUCAUAUCUUUGAACAACAGUAGCUCCAAUGGAAAAACUUGCACCUGAUAAAUAAAAGCUGCAUAAUUCACAAAAAAAAAA
Hypanus sabinus (Atlantic stingray) is the source of this 766-nucleotide messenger RNA. Its product is annotated as ubiquitin-like. Gene Ontology annotation, biological process: protein ubiquitination; modification-dependent protein catabolic process. Gene Ontology annotation, cellular component: cytoplasm; nucleus. The transcript has a single exon. Lineage: Eukaryota; Metazoa; Chordata; Chondrichthyes; Myliobatiformes; Dasyatidae. Gene Ontology annotation, molecular function: ubiquitin protein ligase binding; protein tag activity. The record is from RefSeq and is a predicted model, not a curated record. Bases 22 to 258 code for a protein of 78 amino acids.